This is a messenger RNA of Cavia porcellus (domestic guinea pig), 7031 nucleotides long. It is a transcript of the gene Yy1, whose product is annotated as YY1 transcription factor. NCBI's taxonomy places the organism in Eukaryota, Metazoa, Chordata, Mammalia, Rodentia, Caviidae. Gene Ontology annotation, cellular component: chromatin; PcG protein complex; transcription regulator complex. The transcript is spliced from 5 exons. Gene Ontology annotation, molecular function: DNA-binding transcription factor activity, RNA polymerase II-specific; RNA polymerase II cis-regulatory region sequence-specific DNA binding. The coding region runs from base 1608 to 2849 and encodes 413 amino acids. Gene Ontology annotation, biological process: regulation of transcription by RNA polymerase II. The record is from RefSeq and is a predicted model, not a curated record.
AACAUCGAGAAUACUAAGGUUCAACUGUACAGGAGCGCUAAAUCCGCCAAAACAUCACACGAAGACACACCUCCAAAUUUUUAAUUUUCACGAUUUUUCUUAAAAGCCACUUCAGUCUUGAUUUGUAUUGCUUUAAUCCAACUGUCAGAUCGACCACAGGGAUAGACAAGGGCAAGAACAUUUCGCUGCAAUACAUCUCAGUAAAAUUUAACUUGCUAGGAAUUCGUGUCCCCCCACCCCCCAAAUCUCAGACCUAAUUCUGCAGGAGUUGUCAAGUAGAACACAUAGGAAAAAAAUACAGAAUUUUCAAUAAGGCGAUGCAAAUUUGAAGGGUGUGGAGAGCGCAAGUAAAGAGAGACACAGACAGGAACGCGGGGCAGGAAAGGAGGGCGCGGAAGGAAAUUUAGUGAGCGAUCAAUCGCCGAUCCGCGCCGCGAGCCGCCGAAACCCGCAGGUCCACGAUCCCCGGGAAACAGGUACCCAAACGGCUCAUCUCAGGUUUCCGCGGGUCACAAAAGAAUAACGGACAAGGUCCGGGACCGCUUCCGCCGCCGCCCCGCCCCGCCCCGCCCCCGAGACCGGGGCCCGGAGGGGACAGCGCCCAAGGAGGGUGCGGCACGCGCUCCACACUGUUCUUUGCUGCCUCCCAGGCUCCGCCACUCCGGAGCCACGCGCGAAGAGCACGCGCCGCCCGACGUGAAAAACCAAACACAGGCGUUUCUCGUCAAACCACUUUAUUGGGGCGACCGGGCCACCGGCCGCCCCGCGCAAGGUCUCCAGACCGUUCCCACCUCACCCCUGCGCCGGCCACCCACUUACCCCCAACUACCCAGUCUCCGGCCCUGUACUCCGGAGACGCGCGGACCGCUCACCAGCUCCUGAGGUGGCGGCUGCCGCGGCGACGCCCAACUCCCGAGUGUAACCCGGGAACAAGCGGCGGUUUUGUCGCUGUUGCACCGCGAAGGGCGGAGGCCGCGCGACGCAGAACAGCGCCGGCGCCGCGCUGACGUCACGCGCCGCAGGGCCAGCCUGCCCGCGUGGGGCUGCCCCGCCCCCUGUCCCAGCGGCCCCAAUCCGGGAGGAACCCGAGUUAGAGGGCGGGGCCUCGGCGAUGAGCAGGGCCACGGGAUUGGCAGCGAGGGAGGAGCAAGAGCGCGGCUGAGCGAGUGGGAGCGAGGCGGGGCGGGGCGGGCCUAGAGCGGAAGUCUCGCGAGGCCGAGCCCGAGCAGAGUGUGGCGGCGGCAGCGGCGGCGAGAUCUGGGCUCGGGUUGAGGAGUUGGUAUUUGUGUGGAAGGAGGCGGAGGCGCAGGAGGAAGGGGGAAGCCAGGCGCCGGCCCGGAGGGCGGGAGGAGGCGCGGCCAGGGCGGGCGGCCAGGCGAGGUGCGGCCAGGCGGGCAGUGGGACGAGCAGCGGCCGACAAGCGCGGGGCACACCGAGCGCGGGAGGCGGGGAAGCCCCGCCGCGGCCGCCGCGCCCGCCCCUUCCCCCGCCGCCCGCCCCCUCUCCCCCCCGCCCGCCCGCCGCCUUCCUCCCUCUCCUUCCUUCCCCACGGCCGGCCGCCUCCUCGCCCGCCCGCCCGCAGCCCCCGCGCCGAGGCCGCCGCGGCAAUGGCCUCGGGCGACACCCUCUACAUCGCCACGGACGGCUCGGAGAUGCCGGCCGAGAUCGUGGAGCUGCACGAGAUCGAGGUGGAGACCAUCCCGGUGGAGACCAUCGAGACCACGGUGGUGGGCGAGGAGGAAGAGGACGACGACGACGACGAGGACGGCGGCGGCGGCGACCACGGCGGCGGGGGCGGCCACGGGCACGCCGGCCACCACCAUCACCACCACCACCACCACCACCCGCCCAUGAUCGCUCUGCAGCCGCUGGUCACCGACGACCCGAGCCAGGUGCACCACCACCAAGAGGUGAUCCUGGUGCAGACGCGCGAGGAGGUGGUGGGCGGCGACGACUCGGACGGGCUGCGCGCCGAGGACGGCUUCGAGGACCAGAUCCUCAUCCCGGUGCCCGCGCCCGCCGGCGGCGACGAUGACUACAUCGAACAGACGCUGGUCACCGUGGCGGCGGCCGGCAAGAGCGGUGGCGGCGGCGGCUCGUCGUCGGGCGGCGGCCGCGGCAAGAAGGGCGGCGGCAAGAAGGGCGGCAAGAAGGGCUACCUGGGCGGCGGGGCCGGCGCGGCGGGCGGCGGCGGCGCCGACCCGGGCGGCAAGAAGUGGGAGCAGAAGCAGGUGCAGAUCAAGACCCUGGAGGGCGAGUUCUCGGUCACCAUGUGGUCGUCAGAUGAAAAAAAAGAUAUUGACCAUGAGACAGUGGUCGAAGAACAGAUCAUUGGAGAGAACUCACCUCCUGACUAUUCAGAGUACAUGACCGGAAAGAAACUCCCUCCCGGAGGAAUCCCGGGCAUCGACCUCUCAGAUCCUAAACAGCUGGCGGAAUUUGCUAGAAUGAAGCCAAGAAAAAUUAAAGAAGAUGAUGCUCCAAGAACAAUAGCUUGCCCUCAUAAAGGCUGCACAAAGAUGUUCAGGGAUAACUCUGCCAUGAGAAAACAUCUGCACACCCACGGCCCCCGAGUUCACGUCUGUGCAGAGUGUGGCAAAGCUUUCGUUGAGAGCUCAAAACUAAAGCGACACCAGCUGGUUCAUACUGGAGAGAAGCCCUUUCAGUGCACGUUCGAAGGCUGUGGGAAACGCUUUUCACUGGACUUCAAUUUGCGCACGCACGUGCGAAUCCAUACCGGAGACAGGCCCUAUGUGUGCCCCUUCGAUGGCUGUAAUAAGAAGUUUGCUCAGUCAACUAACCUGAAAUCUCACAUCUUAACACACGCUAAGGCCAAAAACAACCAGUGAAAAGGGAAGAGAGAAGACCCUGCUCAGCCACGGGAAGCAUCUUCCAGGAGCGGGAUUGGGAAUAAAUAUGCCUCUCCUUUGUAUAUUAUUUCUAGGAAGAAUUUUAAAAAUGAAUCCUACACACCUAAGGGACUUGUUUUGAUAAAGUAGUAAAAAUUUAAAAAGAAACUUUAAUAAGAUGACAUUGCUAAGAUGCUCUAUCUUGCUCUGUAAUCUCGUUUCAAAAACACGGUGUUUUGUAAAGUGUGGUCCCAGCAGGAGGACAAUUCAUGAACUUCGCAUCAAAAGACGAUUCUUUAUACAACAGUGCUAAAAAUGGGACUUCUUUUCACAUUCUUAUAAAUAUGAAGCUCACCUGUUGCUUACAAUUUUUUUAAUUUUGUAUUUUCCAAGUGUGCAUAUUGUACACUUUUUGGGGAUAUGCUUAGUAAUGCAAUGUGUGAUUUUUCUGGAGGUUGAUAACUUUGCUUGCAGUAGAUUUUCUUUAAAAGAAUGGGCAGUUACAUGCAUACUUCAAAAGUAUUUUCCUGUACAAAAAAAAAGUUAUAUAGGUUUUGUUUGCUAUCUUAAUUUUGGUUGUAUUCUUUGAUGUUAACACAUUUUGUAUAAUUGUAUCGUAUAGCUGUAUUGAAUCAUGUAGUAUCAAAUAUUAGAUGUGAUUUAAUAGUGUUAAUCAAUUUAAACCCAUUUUAGUCACUUUUUUUUUUCCAAAAAAUACUGCCAGAUGCUGAUGUUCAGUGUAAUUUCUUUGCCUGUUCAGUUACGGAGAGUGGUGCUCAGUUGUAGAAUGUACUGUACCUUUUAACACCUGAUGUGUACAUCCGUGUAAUAGAAAGGGCGGCAAUAAAACAGCAAUCCUAAAGAGAGAGUACGGCAGAAAAAGAUCUGUAAGCACAGUCUUAUUCCUUUUGUUGUCCAGAAUACUUAAAUUCUUGAGCCUCCCAGAAAUUGGAAGCUAAAUAAAGCAACUCAAGUUUCCUUUACUUUGCACUCAGUGACAGUGACUUGUGGUUACAGUGAUGCAUGAAUAUUCUAGUACUUGUGCACCUCCUGAGUUCUGAGAGUAGCAGCAGGCACCCCACGGUAAGGACCUACCUCAGUGCCCAAGCCGGGCCAAGCCCUUCCGAGGUCAGGGGCCAGCUGGCCUGGGCGUGAGAGGAAGGUGGCGCGGUGGGCCUUUGCUGCCCAGCCGGGAGGCCCGGCCGGCUCUUGGGAUCUGGCUUGCGGGCCCUUGUUCCUCCACCUGUGGAGUUCGUGCUGGAUGUGGCGCGUAUGGCAGUGGAGUGCCCACUGUAAAGUUAACGCUUCUAAGCGCACACCGCGUGCCGAUGGGCAAGGUGGUCAGGUUCCUGGGGAGCUGUACUCGGUGAGUACUUGUCCUCCUCUUGUGGCCUCUUCUAUGUACAACUACCAUUUGUGAGCUUCACUUAGGGUGAAUACCAGGCUUGCUGAGGUAUUUUAUAAGCAGAAUCCCGUUUCUCAGAACACCAACAUGCCGUGCGGGCGUCUUCUGUGCCGAGCGAGUGUGGCUCUGCUCUGCGAGGCAGAUGACACCUACCUAAGAACAGGUCGCUUUCCAAGAGGCCCAGGACCCCAUUGGUCCAGCCUGAUCCCUUCCAGCUGCUUCACCAGGAUGAGUGACCUGGUGACACUGGUCCUGUGGUUCUCUGGAAUUUUGAAGUGCCUUCCAAAUCAUGAAAACACCACCUUCAGAUCUGUGUUCCAUGUGUCCAGAAUCUGGUAUCCAUUGGGUCGUUUGGAGCUGAGGUGAUAGGAAGACCCCAGAUGUCCCUGGCUGUCAGGAGAGAGGUAAGCCCGCCGCGUAGGGUCGGCCCCCACAGCUGGUGGCCCUUGGCCAGCCUGGCCAGGGUUCUGUCAUUCUGUCACUUGUGGACCUGCCCGCACCUCUCUCCCCGCUGUCCGGGGCAGGAGUCCUGGUGGCUGCACAGGCCCAUGUUCCCCACACCCAGUGUUUUCUGCACUGGAGCCUGGCCCUGGCUGUAGCCCUGGGAGACGCGCCCUGACCUGUGACCUGCGGGGUCCGGGCUCCUGCACAGAACCUGGUCCCUCUUGUGCCUUCGUCCUGUGGGGGGUGCGCGUGGCCGUCCCUUCCCCCCUUUGUCUCUGUGGAGCAGUCCUCGCCCUCCCCCUUACCUGUUCCUGUCUUCUCAGCCUGCAGAGCUCACUUGUACCAAGAGCUUAACUUGGGGUUCAAUGAUUGCUUCAUGACGCGGCGCUCUGAAUUGACAGCAGUGUGUAGAGACUAGUGAAGGAGCAAGUGGAAGAGUCGAGGCAGUUCUCCCUGGGUUUCCCCAAACCCACUUGGCUUGUUAGAAUUUAUAAUUUUGUAAAGAUAUUUACUAAAAUUUGAAAUGUGUUCAGUGGUUCCAUUGUCUUGAGAAGUAAUGUAAUUUAUACAUAAUACUGAUAGACAUAUUUUCUUACAUCUGAGCAGAAAUAAAUGCAUGUUUGUAGCAUAUGUAAUAUAAAAACUCCAGAGGAUAAGUUUACACCUAACAAGACGUUUUCUAUUUUUAAAUUUCUUAUUGCCCCCUUUGGUAGUGGGGCUUCUGGGGGACAUAAUAUUUGUAUAAAGAACUGUCACUCCCGAGUGACACUUACUUUACAAGGUGACCCUGAGCUCAUGCUGCUGGUCUCACAGCAUCUGCUUUGCCUGGCUCGAGGCCUGCGGAGUUGAGGGAACAGGGUGUUUUUCCUAGUUGGUGUUCUUGCGGAGACUUGCUACCGGCACUCAGUUGGCUAAGUCUGAGGCAGUAGGCCCUUUGGGGCACAUGUGUGUUCCCUGGCUGCCUGAGCACCCAGCUCCAGGCCAUCUUCACAGUGAAGAGGCUUGUGGUGGGCAGUGCAGGCCUGAGAGUCCUGACCUGGCUUCCGGUUGCCGCCCCUACCCUCAACUCCCCCCAUCCGGGAUCCUUUCCUAGCAGAGCUCGUGUCAGAACUCAGUGGAGAUGUCCCCAGCUAGGGUUUGUGUCUGUGGCACAGGAGAGCCCGACCCCUAAAAUAAGACUUUGGGUUGGAAAUGUGCUAAUCCCACUCCUAGGUGGAGCUGAGUUCAUCCUGUCUGACCCCUCGGUGAUCCAGAAUCACCAUGGCCCUGGGGACCCAUGUUAAUCUCAUCCCAUGCGGUCUUUGAUAUUUGACCAGUGGAAAGAGCAGAGAUCACAAAGGUCAAAAACGCCAGGAGAGCUGCUGUGGUUCCUGGCAGCCCUUGGUGUCACACCUGUGCCGGGGUGGCUGCCUCCUCACCACCCUGUGGACCUGAUGCAGCCAGCUCUACCCUGCCGAAGAGUCCUCUGGUUCAAUCUGACUGUAGCUCUGUCCCGGCUCACUUGGCGCUCCGUGACUGCAGCAUCUUUCCAGAGUGGAGGCCCGAGAGGUGGGGAGGAAGCCGGCCGCCCCAGCCGCACGCCUGGUCCCCUGUUGUUGCUUUGCACUGCACACCUGCAUCAGUCUUGCCUCCCGGCACCAAGCAGGGACAAAAGAGCACUGGAGGCCCCUUAGCAUCCUUCCCCGAUGAAUGGCUGCAGGUUUUAGCUGGCGUGGUAGGCAGACUUGCUGGGUGGGACAGGUGGCAUGGGUGUGGACCACCAGCCCACCCUUUACAGAUACCGGAAGGGGACAUUGAAAAGGGCAGCAUCAGUCAGCAAAUGGGACCUCCCACAGGCUGGUACAGAAGGUGAGAGCUGCCUUGGCCCCUGCGUUCCGCGAGCAUCCUGGGAGAGAUGCAGAUGCCUGGAAAUGAUGCUGAGCUUGUGGCGGGAGUUCCUGCUGGGCUGCCCAAAGUCCCGGCCGCUGGCUGGGCACUAGGCAGAGAGAAGGGCGAUAGUCCCAUCCAAGGUGACCUCGUUCUCCGCACCGUUGGCGUCUGGCUGGCUCUGCUGGUCAUCGAUGUUCACUUCUGGUAACUUGUGGGCCCUGGCUCAAGGACACAGCACUGUGUCUGGUGUUCAUCUUUUUCUUAAGUGUUCUUUGCCAUUUCUGAAAUUGUCCUUGGUUUUUCCUUAGCUCAUACAUAGGUCAUAGACACAAAUAUUAUAGUAUUUAAGGCAUCCGCAUCAAGCAUCAGAUGGCUUUGCAUCCAGAAAAGCAUUGAUAACUCAGUUUGAAGCACCAAGCAUGUAUAACAUGGCUCUAUAUAAUAAAUGCAUAAUGUUAAGCUUU